AUGGCUACCACGGCUGUCAAUGAGAUGCCCCUGGACAUGGCCCCGGACUCCUUCGAUAACCAGUACCAGGACUGUGGCACUAACAUGACCGCGACAUUGUCGGCCCUCAACAGCUCCGAGUUCCAGCAGAACUCUCUCUUUGCCCAGGCCUGGCUUAAGGUCACAGCCAAGUGGCAGAGUCGGGGGUCCCCUGUGUCCCCUCUGUCAUCCCCAGUCCAGGCCAUCACCCUCAUGGCCUACACGAUGGAUGAGCUGCACACAGAGUUCAACGCAGCUGUGCGUACAGCCGGGCGCUCCAUCCAGGAAUUCCAGGACAGCUUCCAUUUCAAAACGCUGCAUUUCCUGCUGACCCAGGCCCUGGUGACGCUGAGGCAGGCUCAGAAUGGGCAGUGUCACAACGUGUACCGGGGGGUGAGCAAGUACCGGUUCAAGGCAAAGCCCGGUGGCAUUGUCUCGUUUGGUCAAUUCUCUUCAGCAUCACAGAGAGAAAUAACUGCCGAGGACUUUAGGAAUGCCACGGUGUUCCAGGUGUACACGUGCCACGGGAUGGGAAUCCAUCAAUUCUCCAAUUAUCCUGAUGAGAAGGAGGUGCUGAUCCCUCUUGAGACCUUUGAGGUCAUCAAAAUCAGCCAGGAAGGAGAAAGGGCAAGGAUCCAGCUCCGGUCCAAGGGGACAUUCAGCAGCUCCACCUGCAAGUGGCUGAAAGGUGGGAGCAUCCCCAGGGCUCCCUACCACCUCGGAGGACUCCUCCUGGCCACCACAACCUUGGCAGUGGCAACAGGGAUCCUGUGA
Zonotrichia leucophrys gambelii is the source of this 792-nucleotide messenger RNA. RefSeq names its product erythroblast NAD(P)(+)--arginine ADP-ribosyltransferase-like. Gene Ontology annotation, molecular function: NAD+-protein-arginine ADP-ribosyltransferase activity; NAD+ poly-ADP-ribosyltransferase activity. Lineage: Eukaryota; Metazoa; Chordata; Aves; Passeriformes; Passerellidae. The record is from RefSeq and is a predicted model, not a curated record.